AAAUAAAUAAUUAAAAUUGAUUAUCCAGUAACUAGUAGUCUCGGUUAAUCCCGUUAUCAUCUAGUUAUUCACCGACCGGAAAAUUCAAAGCUUUCUACGGCACUUGUUAAGCCCUAGAAUGAAACUAUUGUUUUAAAAUAAGUAGAAUUUGAGAAGAGAGAAAACACCAUACUCCAAGAGAAAUAUUCAAGAAUGCAGAUUAUCAGAGGAAAACUAUUGCAGAACACCUCCCUCCGCUUAUUCAAUCAAGUAGGAAAAGGCCGCUUAUAUUCUACGAAGAAGUUUCGGGAUAUUGGACAGCCAACUGCUGCUAGUCAUCCACAUUUGCUUAAAGAAGGAGAGAUUACACCUGGCAUUACAAGUGAAGAAUAUGUGUCGAGAAGAAAGAAAUUAUUAGAACUUCUUCCGGAGAAAAGUUUAGCUAUAAUUGCAGCUGCUCAAGUAAACAUGAUGAAUGAAGUUGUUCCUUAUAAUUUUAGACAAGAUGCAGAUUAUUUGUACAUUACUGGUUGCCAACAACCUGGUGGCAUAGCAGUUCUUGGCCAUGACUUUGGUUUGUGCAUGUUCAUGCCAGAACCAAGUCCUCAGGACGUUACGUGGCAAGGUGAAGUUGCUGGAGUUGAUGCAGCUUUAGACACAUUCAAGGCUGAAAAGGCGUAUCCCAUGAGCAAAUUAAACGAGAUCCUCAAGAAAAUGAUAGAAAAUUCUUCCACACUAUUCCACAACAAGUAUACAGCUAAACCAACUUAUACUAGCUUACAAGCCUUUCAAAAUGUAGCUUCCAUGGGUAAAGUAAUGGACCUCUCUACGUACACACAUGAAGCUCGAUGGGUAAAAUCACCAGCUGAAAUUAGAUUAAUGCGAGACUCUGCAUCCAUAGGUUGCCAGGCUCUAUUGCAGACAAUUAUAUAUUCGAAGGCAUUCCCUUAUGAAAGCAUGUUAUCAGCCAAGGUUGAAUAUGAAUGCAGAACUAGGGGUGCAGAAAGAAUGGCGUUCAAUCCUGUUGUCGGUGGGGGUCCUAAUGGUAGUGUAAUACAUUACUCUCGAAAUGACCAAAAAGUCAAAGAUGGUGGUCUUGUAUUGAUGGAUAUUGGAUGUGAGAGGCAUGGUUAUGUUAGUGAUCUAACUCGUACUUGGCCACCAUGCGGCAGCUUUGCUCCUGUACAUGCAGACCUUUAUGAUCUCAUUUUAGAGACAAAUAAGGAAUGUAUAAAGCUUUGCAGACCUGGCACAAGCCUCCGGGAGAUUCACAAUUUUUCGGUUGAAAAGCUCCGUAAAGGCUUUAAGAAAAGAGGGAUACUUAAAAGUGAUCGUUCUUACCAUCAGCUAAACCCAACAAGUAUAGGUCACUAUCUAGGAAUGGAUGUUCAUGAUUGCUCAGCAAUCACUUAUGACCGCACUCUGAAGCCAGGUGUUGUCGUAACAAUUGAACCUGGUGUUUAUAUUCCGUCAAAUUAUGACGGUCCAGAGAGGUAUGAAGGCAUUGGAAUUAGAAUUGAGGAUGAAGUCCUCAUUACUGAAACAGGCCAUGAGGUCCUGACUGGUUCUUUACCCAAAGAAAUUAACCAUUUGGAAUCCUUGCUAAAUGAAUAUGGCAGCGAAUUGAGGUCCGAGACUUCAAAAAUCAUGCAAGCAGCUUCCAGUUAAAACCCGAGCUCAAAGAUCAUGAUAGAAGAACACAACUGCAACACGAGACAAGUAUAUCAAGACCAGGGCACCCAAUGAACUCAGUUUAUUUACAUUAUCAUAUGUAGUCUAUUUAUAUCAAGGGUGAAUGUAUACUAAUGUUACAAUAGCUUAGGGUUCUGGCUAGUCGAUGCAUCAAUUUGUGAAACAUAAAAAUUAAUAUUGAACUCUGUUACUCGGUUAAAAGAAGAAUAUAAACUAUAGUAUCAAAAAAUAUUUAGAUAUUUUAUAUGAAAAUGUUGGAAUUGUUAGCUUUGUCGAAUUGUGGAACAGAGUUUGGAUUGUUCGUGUAAAUAUUUUUAUUCAUUUUUUUUGGAAAUUCUUAUCUUUGACCA
This is a messenger RNA of Daucus carota subsp. sativus, 2021 nucleotides long. RefSeq names its product intermediate cleaving peptidase 55, mitochondrial. The record is from RefSeq and is a predicted model, not a curated record. Gene Ontology annotation, molecular function: metalloaminopeptidase activity; manganese ion binding. The coding region runs from base 193 to 1647 and encodes 484 amino acids. Lineage: Eukaryota; Viridiplantae; Streptophyta; Magnoliopsida; Apiales; Apiaceae. Gene Ontology annotation, biological process: proteolysis. The transcript is spliced from 14 exons. Gene Ontology annotation, cellular component: mitochondrion.